Messenger RNA from Cetraspora pellucida, 3045 nucleotides. NCBI's taxonomy places the organism in Eukaryota, Fungi, Glomeromycota, Glomeromycetes, Diversisporales, Gigasporaceae. The record is from the annotation of a GenBank genome assembly.
AUGAAACAAAAAUUUUCAGCUCUUGAUGUGAGGGCCAUGGUGUCCGAUUUAAAAGAAAAAAUUGUUGGACUGAGACUACAAAACGUUUAUGACAUAAAUCCGAAGACUUAUUUAUUUAAAUUUUCAAAGCCGGACAGGAAGGAACUCGUGUUAAUUGAAUCUGGAAGCAGGAUUCAUACAACACAAUUUUCUCGAGAUAAAUCGAUUACUCCUUCACCUUUUUGUAUAAAGCAUAUUAGGACACGAAGACUAACUGAUGUCAGGCAAUUGGGUGUUGAUAGGAUCAUUGACUUUGAAUUUGCUGGCAUUGGUGAAGGCAUAACGUACCAUAUUAUAGCAGAGUUUUAUGCUUCAGGAAAUAUCAUCUUUACAGAUCAUGAAUAUACAAUAUUAUCAUUGCUACGCGUCGUUCAACCUAAAGAAAAUGAAAAGAUUUCCGUUGGCCAAAUAUACAAUAUCAAUGCUGUAUCUCGUGUAGGCGAUCCCGUAACGAGGUUUCGUUUACGAGACGAAUUGACUAAUCAAACUUCCAAAGAUUCGCUAAAAAAAGUGUUAAAUGCUAAAUUGAGUUACGGUCAGUCAUUGACUGAACAUGCCAUUCGCCUUGCAAAUCUGGAUCCAAAUAUGAAAGUUGGGACAGUUGACAAAUCUGAAGAUUCAUCGCAUUUAAGUUCUUUAGAAGCGGGUUUCGCUGAAGGGUAUAUAAUUAUGCUAAAACAUUCACAAAAUAAUGAAGGUGAUGUUGAAGAUGAUGUAACAACUUAUGAUGAGUUUCAUCCUUUUCUUUUCGAACAACAUAAAUCGAAACCCUACAAAGAAUUUGAUUCAUUUGAUUUGGCCGUCGAUGAGUAUCAUUCAUCUAUGGAAAGUCAAAAAUUAUUGUUAAAGCAGAGAAGCCAAGAGAAAGCUGCAUUGAAAAAGUUGGAAGCCAUUAAAAAAGAGCAAUAUUCCAGAGUGGAAAAUUUACAAAGUACACAAGAGAUUAACAUGCGUAAAGCUAGAUUGAUCGAGUCUAAUAUUGAUAUAGUAGAUCAGGCUAUUGUAGUAAUAAGAAAUGCUAUUGCUAGUUCAAUGGAUUGGAAAGACCUUGAAAACUUAGUUAUUGAAGAAAAAAAAAAAGGAAAUCCAAUAGCUGCUGUAAUUGCGGGAUUAAAGCUGGAAAUAAAUCAGAUUACAUUGUUAUUAAAGGAACCAGAAGAAAUUGAUGAAACUUUUUACGAUUCUUCAGAUGAAGAAUCUGAAAAAGAACGAGACCACUUGCAAGAGACAGUACAAGAUAAAGUUGAUGUUGAUAUAUAUUUAUCUGCAUAUGCUAAUGCCAGGAAAUUCUAUGAUGUAAAAAAACAGUCCAUGAUCAAACAAGCAAAAACUUUAGCUGUUGCUGAUAAAGCAUUUAAAAGCGCCGAACAAAAAAUCAAACAAGACCUUAAAGAAACAAAAACAACUGCAUCCAUAAAUAAGAUUCGCAAACCUUUUUGGUUUGAAAAAUUUUUAUGGUUUGUAACAUCCGAAAAUUAUCUUGUCAUCGCCGGGCGUGACAUGCAGCAAAAUGAAUUGUUGGUUAAACGAUAUCUUCGGAAAGGCGAUUUGUACGUCCACGCCGAUUUGCACGGUGCUGCUUCAGUUGUUAUUAAGAAUCCUAAUGACGGUCAGGCAGUGCCUCCGAGCACGCUUUUUCAAGCUGGAAUUAUGUCUGUCUGCCAAAGUAAAGCUUGGGAAGCGAAGAUAGUUACUAGCGCGUAUUGGGUCCACGCGGAUCAAGUAUCUAAAACCGCCCCGACUGGGGAAUACCUUACAACUGGUUCUUUUAUGAUUCGUGGUAAAAAGAAUUUUCUGCCACCUGUACAAUUGGUAUAUGGUCUUGGAUUAUUUUUCAAAAUGGACGAACAAAGUAUUGCAAAUCAUUUGCAUGAACGGCGUCCAUUAAGGGCAGAAGAAGAGUCAAUUGAAAUAGAAAAAUCGGUGAAUGAAGACAAUAAUAUGAAAGAGCUUUACCCUAAUGAUAAUAGUAUUGAUAGUGAAUCAGAAGACGUAGUUGAAACAAUCAAAACCGAAGGUAUUGAAGAGACAAAGUUGAAUGAAAGUGAAGAUGAGAAUUAUUAUAAUGAGGAAGAAACGCAAGAACACGCAUUAAAUCAACAAUUAGAUUUAAGUGAAAAUUUACAGAGUUCUAUGAAGCUCGAUAUUCCAGCUUGGGAUAAGUAUAAUCUAGAUGAGUAUGGAGAAGAUAAAGAUGCUGAGGAGGAUAUUAAUCAAGGAAACAGUGAUAAAUCGAAAAAAAAAUACAUAUCUACGAAAGAAAGGAAAAUGCUAAAAAAGCAAAAGCAAACUGCUUCUGGAGAUAAAGGUUCGAAAACUCUUGUACCAUCAGCCUCUGAUUCGCCCGGAGAUUUAGUAUCGCAAAAAGAAUCAUAUGUUUCUGGAAAAGGAAAGUCAAGCAAAACACCCCAAGUCAAAGGCAAGAAAGGGAAAAAGGAAACGCAAAAUCAAAAAAUUUCUAAACAAACUACAAGUAAUUUGAAAGAGGAUUCAAUUGACCUGAACAAAUCUCAAAAUGAUGCACAAGAAGAUCCAGCAUCUCAAAAUCAGGAAGUGGAACUCGAAGAAUUUGAUGAAGAUUUGGCUUCAGGAAUUAAAAAUGAAGAAGCCGAAGAGAUUCGUCAACUUUUAAAGGAAGAAAAUAUAACACUUUUGGAAGCUGAUGCAAUGGAGAAUUUGACUGUCCUUGAUACUUUGACUGGAAUUCCGUUGCCGGAUGAUAACCUACUAUUUGCUGUCCCAGUAUGUGCACCUUAUACAGCUUUGCAGAAAUUCAAGUACAAAGUUAAAUUGACACCAGGAUCGAUGAAAAAAGGAAAAGCUUGCAAAACUGCUACGACAUUUUUCCUAAGUGAUCCGGCUAUGACACCACGCGAAAAAGAACUAGUCAAGAGUAUUCCUGAUAUGGAAAUGAUAUCAGUGAUGUUGGGUAAAAGUAAAGUAUCUGCUCCAAAUAUUGAACAAUCUAAAAAAGCAGCGAAAAGACGAAAAGCAACAAAUAAGGAG